GGCAACGUUAGUUGUAAAUUUGUCUUCGUUUUCAUCAAUUGAAAUUUUUUACUCACCAAUUUUGUUUUGCUUUUGCAUUAAAUCUUGGAUCGUGUAAUCAGUGAUUACUAAUCAUUCAAUAGUUGACCAUUUUCAACAAUGAUACGAAAAAAAAUGUUUAAAUUACUUUGUGAAUUGUUGUCAGUGUUUUUGAUUAUACCAAUCAUGCAAUGUGAUCCACACAUAAUGAAACAAACAAACAAUGGCCCAGUUGAAGGCAUAGAACAAACAGGUUUUUUAGGCAGGAAAUAUUAUGCGUUCAGAGGUGUUCCGUAUGCUGAAAUUCCAAUAACAGGAAUAGAUCCAUACACUGGAGCUGAAGUCGAUCGAAGAUUUAAGCCAACGGUACCGCUAACUCGAAGAUGGACGGAGGCUCUAAAGGUGUAUGAAUAUGCAGAUGGUUGUAUCACGUCAACAAAGUUUUUACCAAAAAUAACAAAAACUAGUGAAAAUUGCCUCUUCUUAAAUAUCUACGUGCCAGAUGGUGGUUCAGAGAAAAAAACAGUAAUGGUGUAUAUCCAUGGUGGUGGAUUUACCGAAGGAACGGCAACCGAUUUGCUGUACGGACCAGAUUUCCUGAUUGAAGUAGAUAAUAUUUUUGUAACACUUAAUUAUCGUUUGGGCAUUUUUGGUUUUAUGAAUCUUGGGUUCGGCGAAUAUACUGGAAAUAUGGGAUUGAAAGACCAACAAGUUGCUCUCAAAUGGAUUUAUGAAAAUAUUGAAUAUUUUUCUGGAAACAAAAAUGAAAUUCUACUUUUUGGAGAAAGUGCUGGCGGUGCAUCUGUGAAUUAUCAUAUGCUCAAUGAAGAAUCGAGAAAAUAUUUUAACAGAGCGUUUGCAAUGAGUAGUUCAGCUUUAAAUUUCUACGCAUUAUAUGAACCAAAUCAUUUGGAAAUAAUGCAAAAUUUCUCAAAUAUUCAAGACAAAGAUAAACUAAUUGAACAUUUAAAGAAAGAAGAUAGUGCAAUUCUUGAACAAUUCAGAUCAACCACAAGUCGUGGACUGGUUUUACUUCAAUCACCAUGGGUUCCAACUAUUGAAAAUUCUACAACAAAAGGCGCAUUCAUAACUGAGUCUCCGGAAGAAAUUUACAAGUCGAAGGCUCCAGUUAUGGAUACUUUGUUUAGUUUCACUUCUCAAGAAUAUGUUACAUUUAAUGCAAAUCUUACUCGAAAUACUGAACCGUUUCUUAGUGGAAAUUGGAAUGAGUCAAAAUUAUUAUUGCCAUUUGCUGGAUUUGAUAAAGAAAUUUAUCCAGAGGAAUACAAAAAGGCUUUUGAAGCAUUGAAAAAUGCAUAUUUUAAUGAUACGAGCAAUAUUGAUGCGAUCAAACGUGGAAAUAUUGCUCUUCUUUCGGAUAUGAAUUUUGGAUACAACAUUUUAAAAGCCGUUCAAUAUCAAGUAAAAGCAAAUAACAAAGGAAACACCAAACGAAAUACAUUUUUGCAGAGAUUUUCAGUGAAUGCUGAUAUCAACUUAUUUAAACAGUUGAUGCAGUUGAAUUACGAUGGUGCGUCCCAUGGUGAAGAUGUAUGUUUCAUAUGCUGUUGCCAUUUAUUAAACAGGUUGGGAAUUUAUGAAAAAAAUUUGAUAAUCAAAGACAACUCAAAUAUAAAUUACAAUGCAAUCAUGCGCAUGGUUAAUAUAGUUACGAAUUUCGCGAAAACUGGCAAUCCAUCGAUCGAAGGUGAUACACCAUUCAAAUCAUCUACAUCAACAGAGGAAAUAUUCUCGCAAGAUAUCACAAACGAUUCAAAAACCACUUUGGUUACUGACAUUAUGGAUCAACUGCACUUUGAUACAUGGAAAGAAAUUGAAGACACCUAUAAAAUAAUAAAAGCAACGCAUACCGAAUAAUCAAUAACUUUAGGGCAAUUCCAAACAUUACAAUCAUAUUUCUUUAUUUUGCUUCUUCUCAGUAAAUCAAUAUAAAAAAAACUCCACAUUUCGAAUAUAUGUAACUAACUAAUAGCUAUAUAAUUUCAGCCUAUUUUAUCAUUAAUCAUUUUUAAUUUACAGAUUUCGAAAAACUUCGUAGUUUUCAGAAAAUAAUGGCAUUUAUAAAAUAUCAAUUGAUUUAAAAUUUGUACUUGAAGAGUAAAAAAAUGUUCAAUUAAAAAAAUUAUUGUUGCCAGACAGUGCCGUUCGGAUCACUUGUCAUUAAACCAUUUUGCAAAGUAUCAGCGAUUGCAUUUCUAAUGCGCGUUCUUAAGAUCGUUUCCGUUUUCCCAUUUAAAAGGAAAAAUGUAUAAAUGUAUGAUAAUAAAUUGAUCUUGACGUAGUUAUGGUUUUUCGAUUUUCGUCUUGCAAGUAACAUA
Contarinia nasturtii (swede midge) is the source of this 2357-nucleotide messenger RNA. RefSeq names its product esterase B1-like. The record is from RefSeq and is a predicted model, not a curated record. The transcript is spliced from 8 exons. Bases 139 to 1896 code for a protein of 585 amino acids. NCBI's taxonomy places the organism in Eukaryota, Metazoa, Arthropoda, Insecta, Diptera, Cecidomyiidae.